GCGAGCUAAGACCCCGGCCCUAGUCCCGGCCCCAGCGAUUCCAACGUGCUGAAAGAUGCCAGGGAUUGGUUCGGAGAUGAUGAGUCCCUUGUCAGGUAGGAAAGGAGAGCGUCAGUCGCCUAGCGUGAUCCAGCGGGGCCUGGCUUGGGGAUGGACAAAAGUAUCCGGCUGGUGCCACUCUUUAACCAGUGCCAUGGGCUCAGCACUCUUUGCGAUUUUAGCGGCUGUCUGACCGGGUGAUGGCAACCAAGGCGUUCUUCACGGUGGAGCGGCUGGACCGGGGAUGGUUUGGCUGCCGGACUCUCUCCGGUGCGUCCUCUGUUGCAAAAGUCUUAUUGUGCAGUCCCACUACUCCCUCGAGCGUCAGCAUUCUGAUACCUGGACAGAGGAAGCAGGCGGACGAGUCGACAUAUCAUGUGCUACGCGAGCGAAGCUAUGGAUACAUCGAAAACAACUCAAGCUUACGAGACUCGCAGGAGCUAAGCCAUGAGCACUUGGCUUCAAACCCAGACACUGACAGUCAUUUCCAGCAAACGAGGGCCCAUCCAAGGCCAGCUGGAUCCUACGAUCUGGAUCAAAUCAUCAAAGCAACCAGGCAGAAGAUAUGGGAACUCAACAAGUUUAAGGUGCAGAUCAUGACUCGUCACAGCACGAGAGGCGGCUCCCGUGAGCCGGACGCAGAAAGUCACGAUGAGAUAUGCUUGAAAGUUGAAGACAGUGGCUGCAUCUAUUUGUAGAGGUGGCACCGGCUGGUCCAAGGUAUUCGAUACCUCGAUCUGGCCAGCAAGCACAGAGCUUCGAGGCA
Colletotrichum phormii is the source of this 805-nucleotide messenger RNA. RefSeq lists its product as uncharacterized. The record is from RefSeq and is a predicted model, not a curated record. Lineage: Eukaryota; Fungi; Ascomycota; Sordariomycetes; Glomerellales; Glomerellaceae. The coding region runs from base 240 to 737 and encodes 165 amino acids. The transcript has a single exon.